This is a messenger RNA of Rhagoletis pomonella (apple maggot), 1625 nucleotides long. RefSeq names its product putative inorganic phosphate cotransporter. Gene Ontology annotation, cellular component: plasma membrane. The transcript is spliced from 3 exons. Gene Ontology annotation, biological process: monoatomic anion transport; transmembrane transport. Lineage: Eukaryota; Metazoa; Arthropoda; Insecta; Diptera; Tephritidae. The coding region runs from base 117 to 1625 and encodes 502 amino acids. Gene Ontology annotation, molecular function: transmembrane transporter activity. The record is from RefSeq and is a predicted model, not a curated record.
AGCACAGUUAGCAGCAACUUCAUAUCAUUUGUGCCCAAAGCAGAAUACUAGACAGGUUCAAGGACAUACCAACUUACAGAUUUCAGCGACAGUCAACAGCAACUAAACACUCAAACAUGAUGGAAAAACGUCGCAUCUCAUUGGAAACUAAUGACAUGGUCAGUCAGCCCAUGCUCGGCGUCCGCCAUCUACAGUGUUUCCUUAUCUUCUGUGGACUAUGCCUGAUUUACGCUAUGCGCGUCAAUCUUUCAAUGGCCAUUGUGGCGAUGAUGGAUAAUGCCGCAGCGAAUCCUAACUUUCCGGAGUACGCUUGGUCGCAGCAAACGAAAUCGCAUAUUCUCAGCAGCUUCUUUUGUGGUUAUAUAUUGGCGCAGGUACCAUCUGGUCACUGGGCGCGCCGCUUCGGUGGGCGUUUGCUUUUAUGCAUCAGCGUGACCGUUAGCAGCACAUUGGCGUUGCUUACACCUCUAAGCGUCAGUCGAGGCGGUUGGCCAAUGCUGUGUGCCUUACGCUUCUUUCAGGGCUUAUUUCAAGGCGCCACCUAUCCCACGAUUGCAACUAUAAUGGCUAAAUGGGCACCCAUUGAAGAGCGCAGCGCAAUGCUGACUUACUGCUGUUCGGGCCUAGAAUUGGGCAUAUCGAUUAUGUUGGCCAUCAGUGGUGUACUCUGCUCUUCCAGUUGGGGUUGGCCCAGCACCUUCUAUAUACCCGGCGGUUUGGGUCUCCUAUGGGCUAUUGUUUGGUUUGUAUUUGGCGCGAGUACGCCGAAUGAUUGUAAAUACAUUUCAGCCGCUGAACGUACACUAAUUAACACAUCUUUGAGACGGCAUGCAAAAAGUGAAGAAUGCAACACCACGAAUGCGGUGCCGUGGAAACAUAUCGUCACCUCAAGACCCUUUCUGGUGCUUGUACUUAGCCAGUGUGCGAGCUCUUGGUGCUUUUGGACGCUGCUCACGCAAAUACCAUCCUACAUUAAAAGUGUGCUCGGCAAGGAUAUACAAAGCAAUGCUUUCUAUUCAGCGCUGCCCUAUCUCACUAUGCUCGCUGUUUCACUAGUACUCUGCCCAUUGGUGAGCUACUUGGAAAAGUCGAAGCGCCUGAAUGCGACUGUGAGUCGAAAGCUAUUCAAUACAAUCGGCCAAUGGAUACCGGCGGCAACACUCGUCUACCUCGGCUAUUUACGCACCGAUCAAGGAGACUUGGCCAUCACAUUGCUGACGCUGACUGUAACAAUUAGCACUGUUACGCAUUUUGGCUAUCAAGUGAAUCACCUGGACUUAUCGCCACACUUUGCGGGCACUUUAAUGGGCAUUGCUAAUUCGGCGGCGAAUGUGAUGAGCAUCAUUGCGCCGUUGAUCGUCGGUUAUAUUGUCACAGAUGCGACAAAUCUGCAUCAGUGGCGGAUUAUCUUCAUUCUAGCAGGAGGUAUCAGCUUCUUUGGAAAUUUAAUGUUUGUUUUCUUUGGCACCGCCAAAGUGCAGUGGUGGAACGAAGGCUCACAAAUGAGCAGUGGGCUUAAACACAAUGGGGAUGGACGGUCUGUAGACAUAAAAAGUAUUGAAAUUUAUGUGCCAAAAAGUGCUGAAAAUGUUAGCAGUUCAAGAGAGACCUUAAAUUUAGAUUAG